This is a messenger RNA of Branchiostoma floridae (Florida lancelet), 328 nucleotides long. RefSeq names its product short-chain collagen C4-like. Lineage: Eukaryota; Metazoa; Chordata; Leptocardii; Amphioxiformes; Branchiostomatidae. The record is from RefSeq and is a predicted model, not a curated record. The coding region runs from base 78 to 314 and encodes 78 amino acids. The transcript is spliced from 4 exons.
GACCUGUCGGCCCAAAAGGUGACGGGGGAAUCAUUGGCCCUAUCGGACUGAAAGGAACCCCUGGACUGGUUGGCCCGAUGGGUUUAAAAGGUGACCAGGGUCCUAUCGGUCCAACCGGACCACAAGGACCGAAAGGGGAACUUGGUCAUGGACUGAAAGGUGAUGUCGGACAAAAGGGAGCACUCGGACAAAAAGGAGAGCCAGGCGCAGGAUCUGUCAUCAUUCUCUUCCCAGUGAGUUUGGACGGUGGAUUUGGAACCCAGCCAACCUCUGGUACCAUCAGUCCAGCAGUUACAAAUAGAAGUAGUAUAUAGAAAUAACAUAACCA